GGGGAGGCAGCAGCAGUAUAGGAGAUGCCGGAGCUCAGUCACAUCUCUGGGAUCCGUGCUCGCUGUCAGGCCGGUCAGGGGCUGCAUAUGAUUCGUGCUGGGCUCCCUCCGACCCCCUGCGCCCCGCCAGCUGCAGGUAUACAAAUGCUUUCAGUCCAGCCAGACACAAAGCCGAAAGGUUGUGCUGGCUGCAAUCGUAAGAUUAAGGACCGGUAUCUGCUCAAGGCUCUGGAUAAAUAUUGGCAUGAAGACUGCCUGAAGUGUGCAUGCUGCGACUGCCGGCUGGGGGAAGUGGGAUCCACCUUGUAUACCAAAGCGAACCUUAUCCUCUGCCGUAGGGAUUACCUGAGGUAG
Bombina bombina (fire-bellied toad) is the source of this 354-nucleotide messenger RNA. Its product is annotated as LIM domain only protein 3-like. Gene Ontology annotation, biological process: positive regulation of transcription by RNA polymerase II. Gene Ontology annotation, cellular component: nucleus. Lineage: Eukaryota; Metazoa; Chordata; Amphibia; Anura; Bombinatoridae. The transcript has 2 exons. Bases 25 to 354 code for a protein of 109 amino acids. The record is from RefSeq and is a predicted model, not a curated record. Gene Ontology annotation, molecular function: transcription coactivator activity; DNA-binding transcription factor binding.